AUGUCAGAAAAGGUGAUUUUCUUGAUGAAUUGAUGAAUAUAACUAAUGAAGUAAAUAUUUUGAAGGAUAAACCAUCAUCUUGCUGGAUGGCACAUUCUCCAAAUAUGCUUCUUCGUGCAGGUUUAACAAAACUAAAAAGGUUUGUGAAUUUUUUUGAAAAUCAAAAUGAGAACAAAAAUGUUUACCCGUAACCUGUUCACGUUUAAACAUUUUAUUUCGAGUUUUCAGUUUGUUGCCCAAAUUUUCCUUCAAUAUGGCGAUCCAAGCAAAUUUUUCAAUUGAAUCGCAAUCUUCGAAAGAUGUCAAAGAAGUUCAAAAACGAUGCGAACGAAUUUUGGAAUUGGAAAGAGAAAUUGAAACUUUGAAGUAUAAAAAUUAUGAGUAUAAAUAA
Molecule: messenger RNA, 391 nt
Organism: Caenorhabditis angaria
Lineage: Eukaryota; Metazoa; Nematoda; Chromadorea; Rhabditida; Rhabditidae
Source: the annotation of a GenBank genome assembly